AGAAUUUUCCUACAAAUCACACCAAAUAUAAAUCUCUCCCAAUACUAUAGGCCGGAUGUAUACUUGCCAUAAUAUUUUCUUACCAUCCCAGUCUUCUGAAGUCCGAUAUUAAGGAAGAGAGAAAUGGAAAGGCCAGAAGCAGCAGAUCCAGAGGAAAUGCUCAGGAGUCAAACUGCAAUAUGGGAUUGCAUUUUUGGCUUCGUGGACGGCAUGGCACUCAAGUGUGUAGUUGAGCUAGGCAUUCCUGAUAUGAUAAACUCUCAUGGGUGUCCUCUCUCCUUGUCUUCCAUUGUUAAAAGCAUCAACCAUGCUUCCCUGGACGCUGAUCGCCUCUCACGGGUUAUGAAACUGUUGGUUCACAGAGGAAUCUUCACUUCAAAUAAUCCUGCGAGCCCAGAAGGGGAGCACAGCGCUACUACUACUCUCUAUGGCCUCACCAACUCCUCCAAAUUUCUACUCCGUGAUUCGAAGACGAGUCUUGUGCCCUGGUUGCUAUUGCAGAAUCAUCCAUGCAUGCUAUCAAGUUGGCAUCACCUUAGUGAUAUUGUGAAGGACGGUGGUAGUGGGUUCGCUAGGUGUCAUGGUUUAGAGUUAUUUGAUUUUGCAUCAGCCAAUCCUGAAUUCAACACCUUAUUUAACAAGUCUAUGGAAGGGGCAUCAAACAUAAUGGUGGAGGCAGUGAAGACCACCUAUAAAGAUGGGUUCAAUGGAGUAGGAUCGCUUGUGGAUGUUGGGGGCGGGACUGGUGCCAUGGUGAGUGAGAUUGUGAAGGCACAUCCCCAUGUUAAAGGAAUCAACUUCGAUCUUCCACAUGUGGUGGCUACGGCACCAGAGUAUGAGGGCGUCACACAUGUUGCCGGCAAUAUGUUUACAAGCAUUCCUCCAGCUGAUGCCAUUCUCUUGAAGUGGAUAUUGCAUAAUUGGAGUGACGAAAAUUGCAUCAAAAUCUUGAAAAAUUGUCGGGAAGCUUUGCCGGAGAAAACCGGAAAGCUUAUAAUAGUGGGGGAAGUCUUAAGCAAACAAGGACAUGAAAUGUUUGAGAAGGCGCGAUUGAUACGUGAUCUGUCAAUGAUGGUUUAUUUCCAAGGAAAGGAAAGGAGUGAAGCAGAAUGGAAAAAAUUGUUGGAGAAAGGAGGUUUUGCUAGCUGCAAGACCAUCGAAACUCCAGCGCCGGUAUCAAUUAUUGAAGCUUAUCCCUAAAUGCAUGCAAGUUUUAUCCUUGGAAUAUUGUAUGCCUGGAGAUAAUGUUAUUUUAAUAUUCUAUGUUUCCUAUUUUCAAAUACUAGUUGGUUUUUAGUUUGCAUGGUUGCA
Molecule: messenger RNA, 1311 nt
Organism: Hevea brasiliensis (rubber tree)
Lineage: Eukaryota; Viridiplantae; Streptophyta; Magnoliopsida; Malpighiales; Euphorbiaceae
Product: (R,S)-reticuline 7-O-methyltransferase
Exons: 2
Coding region: 124-1200 (358 amino acids)
Biological process (GO): methylation
Molecular function (GO): protein dimerization activity; O-methyltransferase activity; S-adenosylmethionine-dependent methyltransferase activity
Source: RefSeq, a predicted model, not a curated record